Molecule: messenger RNA, 2203 nt
Organism: Oncorhynchus tshawytscha (Chinook salmon)
Lineage: Eukaryota; Metazoa; Chordata; Actinopteri; Salmoniformes; Salmonidae
Product: BCL2/adenovirus E1B 19 kDa protein-interacting protein 2
Exons: 10
Coding region: 290-1315 (341 amino acids)
Biological process (GO): apoptotic process
Cellular component (GO): cytoplasm
Source: RefSeq, a predicted model, not a curated record
ACUGGCAAGAAAUACACCACACCUUGACUGACUCUCGGGUGUGGCAAUUGUGUCCGCGUAAUUAUGAGUUCAGCAAAGCCAUAACGUUUACCUCUUUCACUGAAAAGUUACUGUACUUUUACAAAGACAUUGAAAAGCUUGUCGGCCCGUGAACCAAAUACCAUCAACAAGCAAAAGUGGCUCCUCAGUUGUAAUAGCUGUUUGGACUUGGUUUGCUGAUACUCUGACAUCAACUGUGUUCACCGCUACUAUCAGGAAACUUGCCACUGUGAACCUACACAGCAACAACAUGGAGCAAAGAGAUGAGGCGCAAGAAGAGGAGGAGGAGGAGGAGGAGAAGGACAUGCACAUUCCCAGGUCACCUCCCAGGAAUGCUCAUGGCACAAAUGAAGUCUUGGGGAACCCCACAUUAGCUGAUGAUGACAGACCAGACCCGCCCAGCAGCCUGGCUCUGAUGGAGCCCCGACCCAGGAAGAAACGCCUGAUGGCCCCUGCCCUAAGUCUGACACUGGAUCGCAGUGACUCGGCGGUGUCCGACGACUAUGCCCCUGCUGCCCUCAUUCCCUCCCCCGACGACGACGACCUGGGACUGGACUUCGACUUGGAUGCCAUGGAAACGCCCUCGGACAGCGAGUCCCUCCACUUUCCAGUGCACGAUAUGGAUUUGGAGGAUGAUCUGGGAGUGGCAUCAUGUUGCCAUAAGGCCCAUGGGUCAGUACCAGAGCAGAGAGGAGUGGGCUCUCUUGACCAAGACCAGGUGGACAGCCAGGGCACUAGAUGGCGCAGGUUCUGCAUGGGAGACCCUCCUCAGGAGAUUCUGGUCAACAUGUGUGUACUGGAGCCUUACCUUCAAGUCUUGUCCCAUGGGGGUUACUAUGGAGAUGGGUCUAAUGACAUCAUUGUGUUCUCUUCCUGCUAUCUCCCUGAAAACACCAUGGAGAACUACCACUAUGUCAUGGACAACCUAUUCAGGUACAUUGUGGGAACGUUGGACCUGAUGGUGGCGGAGAACUACGUCAUUGUGUACCUGUGUGCCAUGGCCCAGCGCAACAAGCUCCCCGGCAUUGGCUGGCUCAGAGAGUGUUAUACCACCAUUGACAGAAGGUUGAGGAAGAGUCUGAAAGCUCUAUACAUUGUCCACCCAACCUGGUACAUCAAGGCCCUGAUCACCAUCAUCAAGCCCUUCAUCAGCUCCAAAUUCAGUCGGAAGCUUCAGUUUAUCGACAGAUUUCGGGAGCUGUCCCAGCACAUCCCUAUUGAGCGUGUGCAGAUCCCCGACUGUGUCAGACAGUUUGACGAGAACAUGGACAGGUGACACGUUCAGAAUGGUGAUCUGGAACACAGUGUAAGGUUAGGUACAUGAAGCCAAAAAAGUGGACUAAAAAGGCUGAAAUCUGGCAACCCAUGACUUUGAUACUGAGGAUGAACCGGGCUGCCCAAUCUGAUAUCUGUUGUCCUAUGAGAUAACUUUAGUCAUACAUCACUUGGCAAAGUAUCUACUGAAGGACCACAAGUAGAUGCACUGUGCACAAAAACUUUAUGAACACCUGCUCUUUCCAUGACAUACUGUCAACUGACCAGGUGAAAGCUAUGGUCCAUUAUUGAUGUCACUUAUUAAAUACACUUCAAUCAAUGUAGAUGAAGGGGAAUAAACAGGUUAAAGAAGGAUUUGGGCAAGACAAAAGAUUAAAGUGCCAGGCGCACCCGUUUGUGUCAAGAACUGCAAUGCUGCAGAGUCAUUGUCAUUCUCAACUGUGUCUUUUGUGUUUCAAGAAUGGUCCACCACCCAAAGGGCAUCCAGCCAACUUGACACAACUGUGGGAAGCAUUGGAGUCAACAUGAGCCAGCAUCCCUGUGGAACGUUCGACACCUUGUAGAGUCCAUGCCCUGACAAAUUGAGGCUGUUCUGAGGGCAAUGUGAGGGUGCAACUCAAUAUUAGGAUGGUGUUCUUAAUGUUUUGUACACUCAGUUGUAAGUACAAUGUAACAAUGUAUACAUACACUAAUUAUUACAUUACUAUCUACCAUGUAUAGUGGCGACCCGUCAUUCAGGGCAAGUGGAGCAGAGCCCCACCUGUUUUGAGCACAACAUUUUUGGGGCUUUCCUGUUCUGCAUGUUAUGGCGUUAAUACUUGUCACGUAUCAGUUUGCAAACAACGUAAAAAACAAUAUCAUUGAGUUAAUAAAGCCGCAUACAAACAUG